CUCUCGUCGUCCGCACACCAGUCGCAGAGCAAGUGCCAGCUAUGCAGAGGUCCGCUGACUCGCCUCUCUUCACCACCACCUCCUCGUCUCAGCUCACCUGCCUGCUGCCAUCAGUGCCGGUCAUGCAGGAGCACCAAGACACACACGCCAAGCGCGAAGGAGGCGUCAUGCGAUGGAUCUUGGCUCUCGUCGGCGCGAUGUUCGUCGCAUCUAUCGUGGCGGCGGCUUUUGGGAUGGCCCACAUCAACGGCACUGAUGUGGACGCCUCUGACAGUGUCUUGUCGGGUGGGAGGCGUGCGCUGCGGUUCUCUAUCGGCUUUGCGAGCGGGAGCGGUCGUGGCCGGUCGUCGGGUGUUGCGAUCUCUGUCGGCGGGGGGAGAUCAGCCGAUGUUGAAGAGGGAGUCGCUGCAUGCCCUUCGGGGUACUCAUUCGACGGCAGCAGGUACCUGCUAGGUUCACACACAUACACGACGGGCAAGCGCAUUGAGACGAGAAUGUGCUGUGCUGUGCUGGCUGGAUCACCGCACUUGCAGGUGUGUUCUCGGUGGCGUGCGCAAGCUCCACGGCCACCUGCGCCGCCUUCAGUACGGCGGUGGUGGAGACGACAGUAUGUUCGGCAGCAUGAUGGGCAGGGGUGGCGGCCGUGGUGGGAUGGGCAGGGCCAACAGCUGCCCAACAGGCCAGACCUUCGUCAACGGCAUGUGCCGGUCCACUAUGAGGGGCGGGGGUCGGCAGCUGCAGUACUAUGGCGGCGAUGACACGACUCGUGCGCCGCCAACCUGCCCUGCUGGCACCUUCUACAACGGCAUAUUCUGUCAGCCAUCGGCAGGCACCACCACCACCACCGAGAGCACCGAAGGCACAGGAGGCAAUCGUCAGCUGCAGUAUGGUUCGUCAGGGUACGGGGGUGGCUCAUCCGAGGCGGUCUACGUCUGCCCCGAGGGCAUGGUCUUCGACGGCGUCGUUUGUCAGCCCGAGAACGACGACACGGCUGACGGAGGCACCAGGAGGAGGCAGCUCCAGUACGGCAGUCGAGAGAGCGGGUCGUCAUCCGCCACAUUCCCCGCGGCACAGGUGACGCGGACCUGCCCCGCCGGCACCUUCGACAACGGCAUAUUCUGUCAACCAUCACUCGACACGACCAGCAGUGGCGAGGAGGACAACGGGGGCACCCGACGGUUGCAGUCGGCGCCGUCUGUCUGCCCGCCCGGCUUGGUCGUCACGGAUAGCGGGUGUGUGUCAGCGACCGCUCAGAGGAGCCCAACACAGGCUGAGCGGCGCAACGAGGGAGGGGGGUUCUUCAGCAGCAGCUUCAUCAGCAGCGGUGGCGGCGAGCUGGGCACCAUCUCUCAGUCGCAAGCCGAUGGCAACCUUGGUGGGUACUGACAUGACAUGAUGUGAUGGACGAUGGGUGGAGUGGAGUGAGGAGGGAGGGAGGAGGGGAGGGAGGGAGAGGCUGGCUGGUUGGCUGGCUGUAGAGCGCUGAGAGAGUGUUUGCCCAUGCGAGAGAAGUACAUGUAUCUCUCGUUGUGCCAGUCUAGUCGAUCCGCCAGGUUUUCUAGUCAUCCUGGCAUCUUCAUCCGCUUUUUUGGCGCAGAGCGCGCGUGUACAGGCCGGCUGCCCCGCCAGAUCUCCCUCCUCCCUCUGUCCGUGCUGUGUCUGUCCGUCUGAUGGUUGAUCGCACCCCCCGGUAUCGCAAUGCCAAGCAUAUGUCGAGGCAGUCUGUAUGUGAGCACGUGUUUGUGCCUGUGAAUGUGUUGUGUGGAUACAUGUCGCUCGCACCUCUCUGUUGUGGAUAUUUAUGUACUUCUAGAUUCGCCAUGAUGCGCGCGGAAGGAUGGCUGGGUGGGGGAGGGAUGGAGCGGCAGAGGAACGGUGUGUGUGUGUGUGUGGCGUGGGGUCGUUUUGCUCUGCGAUGCAGAAGAUCAUGGGAGGUGGCAGACGUCCGGACGGUGUGCGAUGUGUGAGUGUGUGUGUGACCCAUGCGACCGCCAAUCUUUUUACCGAUGGUUGCACUAUGUCAUGUAUGACACGCCAUGAGGGAAAGAGACUCGACGUUGAAAGUGCGAUGCGAAGGAAGGUCAUGAAUGGACGCGGC
This is a messenger RNA of Vitrella brassicaformis, 2098 nucleotides long. The record is from the annotation of a GenBank genome assembly. NCBI's taxonomy places the organism in Eukaryota, Vitrellaceae.